CAUGGAUUAGUAUAUGUAUUUUAACAAAAUCACUUGCAGCAUAUCUUUUUACUAUUGUUGGAUCCAUUCAGAUGUAUCUUUGGGCUAUUAAAAAACAUAAAAGUUAUCGUAAAGAUUUUAAAGAUUAUCCAAAAAAUAGAAAAGCACUAAUUCCUUUUAUGAUUUAA
This is a messenger RNA of Entrophospora candida, 167 nucleotides long. The record is from the annotation of a GenBank genome assembly. Lineage: Eukaryota; Fungi; Glomeromycota; Glomeromycetes; Entrophosporales; Entrophosporaceae.